Messenger RNA from Thermothielavioides terrestris NRRL 8126, 1696 nucleotides. RefSeq names its product actin-like protein. Gene Ontology annotation, molecular function: actin filament binding. Gene Ontology annotation, cellular component: actin cortical patch; Arp2/3 protein complex. Lineage: Eukaryota; Fungi; Ascomycota; Sordariomycetes; Sordariales; Chaetomiaceae. The coding region runs from base 236 to 1408 and encodes 390 amino acids. Gene Ontology annotation, biological process: Arp2/3 complex-mediated actin nucleation. The record is from RefSeq and is a predicted model, not a curated record. The transcript is spliced from 3 exons.
GUCCGGCAGCGCCCUGGUCACUCAGCCACAGCGCUGCUGACGCAGUUGCUCGGCAGCUGCCAGGGUUCCCGUGGUGCUCCUGUUGUAACCGUUGCCAACCCCAACCCCACCAUCGACAUCGCCCCGGACCACCAUCACCGCCCGCAGCUUGGUAUCGACGGCCCCGGAGCUGGUCGGCGCGCCCAUUCAGUCCCAGUGCCAAGUUCACGUUUGCUAGACGCCGCACCGCUCAAAAAUGGCCUCUCCACCCCCCAUUGUUCUCGACGGCGGCACCGGCUUCCUCAAGGUCGGUUAUGCGGCGCAAAACUUCCCCGAGUACCAAUACCCGUCCAUCGUCGGCCGGCCGAUCCUGCGCACCGAAGAGAAGGGCGGCAGUGACAUGGUGAUCAAGGACAUCAUGUGCGGCGACGAGGCCGCGGCCGCCCGCACCAUGCUCCAGAUCAGCUACCCGAUGGAGAACGGCAUCGUCAAGAAGUGGGAUGACAUGCAGCAUCUGUGGGACUACACCUUCUUCGACAAGAUGAAGAUCGACCCCCGCGGCCGCAAGAUCCUCCUGACCGAGCCGCCCCUCAACCCGCUCAAGAACCGAGAGCAGAUGUGCGAGGUCAUGUUUGAGCGUUAUGGCUUUGGCGGUGUCUACGUGGCGAUCCAGGCUGUCCUGGCGCUGUAUGCCCAAGGUCUCAGCUCUGGCGUUGUCGUCGACUCCGGCGACGGCGUGACACACAUCGUCCCAGUCUACGAAUCCGUCGUGCUGAACCACCUCACCCGCCGGCUCGACGUGGCCGGCCGCGAUGUCACGCGCAACCUUAUCGCCCUGCUGCUGCGCAGGGGCUACGCGCUGAACCGGACUGCUGACUUCGAGACGGUGCGGCAGAUCAAGGAGAAGCUCUGCUACGUUUCCUACGACCUGGAGCUGGACAAGCGGCUAAGCGAGGACACGACGGUGUUGGUGGAGAGCUACACGCUGCCGGACGGCCGCGUCAUCCGCGUCGGGUCAGAGCGCUUCGAAGCGCCCGAGUGCCUGUUCCAGCCGCACCUGGUCGACUGCGACCAGCCGGGCAUCGCCGAACUAUUGUUCAACACGAUCCAGUCGGCCGACGUCGACGUCCGCGCCUCGCUCUUCAAGGCCAUCGUCCUGUCGGGCGGCAGCAGCAUGUACCCGGGCCUGCCGUCGCGUCUGGAGAAGGAGCUGAAGCAGUUGUGGCUGACGAGAGUGCUGGGAGGCAACCCGGAGCGGCUGAGCAAGUUCAAGGUCAGGAUAGAGGACCCGCCGCGGAGGAGGCACAUGGUGUUCCUCGGCGGCGCGGUGCUGGCCAACAUCAUGGCCGACAACGAAAACAUGUGGAUUUCCAAGCAGGAGUGGGAGGAGCAGGGCCCCAGAAUCCUGGAGAAGCUGGGCCCGAGAUAGGCAAGGUCGGUCGGGCGGUAACGGUGCAGCAAGCGUUGCCCAUUUUAGAUGACGAAAAAAAGAAAGGCGAUGACUGCAUGCUUCCAUCUGGUGUACUGCGAUGCUGUGUGCGGUGUCCGGACGGAUUACUGAACACGCAAGCCCCUGAUCCAGCCCGAGGUGCAUCAACCCGGGAAACGCCACCGCGUAGUGUUACGUUACCGAUCGUUACGUCGCAUAGUUAAUACACCACGCUUGUAAUUAACAUUCGUUAGUGACCUGACAUGGUUAUGGCUAAAGAGGUCCCGC